Molecule: messenger RNA, 2099 nt
Organism: Somion occarium
Lineage: Eukaryota; Fungi; Basidiomycota; Agaricomycetes; Polyporales; Cerrenaceae
Source: the annotation of a GenBank genome assembly
GCGGGGAGGAAGAGCAAACGUCACACAUCACACAUCAUGUGCAUGUGACAUGCGCGGUUUCUUGUGACGCUGCCCGAAAUUACGUUCGUUCUCAAGUUUCGCUCAUCCUGAUUUCUUUUGCGUAAGAUGCUUCAUGUUCCAUGUCAAAACUAUUCUCUAGUUACUGAAUGUCCAGUGAAAUGGACCGCGACUCAAGAGAAAUCUCUCGCCAAAGACUUCCCUGUGGAGGUUACGAAGGAAACUCCAGAAACGUGUGUCUCGCGAGUUUACCAGCAGUUUUUAUGGUUUCCAGAGUCGAUUGCGCCGCUGCAACAUCUCGUACCAGCCCUCCUAAGGACAAGCCUCAGUGCGAUUCCUUCGUCUUCGUCGAUCUCCAGAGAUCCCCUCCGUCAAAUUCUACAGUCUCUACUGCUCACUCCUCGUUCGGCUUCGCAAAAGUAUCAGAAUCACGUAACUCGACUGCUUGAAGACGAAGAUGCUAUCCCAGACUUGGAGGCCAAUCUGCUCUGGUAUGCGGUUAAGUACGAGAAGAUUGAUGUUGACGAGAAUGCCGAUGAACGCCAGCAAGAAGUAGCUGAAGAAAAAUGGAAGUCCGCCUGGCUUGAACGUGUGGAGCGACGCGAAGUUCUUAUACAGAUCAUCUUGCAUUUUCUCAUUUUGACGCGUCCGGAGCCGCUUGUGGAGGAUCGGGGACAUACACCUGAUCCUCAGCCGCUAUCGCAAUCGCCGCGGAAGCGCAAACGGAAGACGCCUCCACCUGACAAUAUGUUCUCAAAUGACGAAGUCGAAGACCGAUUGGAAGCGUUCAUGGAUAAGCUUUGCAUGUGGCAGUUGACGAAUGCGCUAGACGAUAUCGUUGCGAGCAAUACCUCAACGUCUAAGCAGGCUAUGACUGCUUCCUCCAAGGGCAAACAGAAAGCUGUGGACGAGCGCGACUGGAUGCAAAUAUUCUGCGAAGAUGUGAUUGAACCCGUCUUCAAAUCAACCCUUCCGUCAUACUGUGAACUUCUUCGAUCCAAGGUGUUCCCAAGUUCCCCCUUCUCCGACGAUUCAGAUUUUGAUGGAUUUCUACCUGCUUCUGACAACAUGGCAUCCAAACGUUUGAGAGCGUCCGAUUCAAGAUCCUCCUCACGUCGGCAGUCUCCAUCGCAACACUCUCAUCCCGAGGCUUCCAAUGAUCGUAUACUCAGCCGAUCCCGCUCACUAUCACAAUCCCUGGAGAAAGAACGAGAACGAUCACGCUCAGUGAGCGUAGGUCCUGGAAACAUGAAGAAACCGGCCUUGACAAGAGAAGUCAGUAUGAAGACGGUAUUCAAAGGCAAGGCUCAGGAGCAGGCGAGAAGGAAAGAAGAGGAAAGGAGUAGAGCCGCGCGUGCUACUAAGAAACCAGUACAGCAACCCCAAGUGCGGCAACGUAAAGACCAAGGGAGGACACUUGUACAAGCUACGCCAGUCAAACCGAAAGGCAAGGCACCUGGUGCCGCCAAAUUCUCACAAACUACACCGAAACUUCCUAUGUUAUCAGUCAAAGAAGAAAUUGAAGAAGAGGGGGAUUGGAGACCUCUAUCAAAUUCGCCAGAUAUUCUUCUUCUGGGCUCAAACUCAGGUGGUUGGGAUGAUGACGAUGAGAAUGAAGAACUGGACAUUUUUGGUACUCCAGUCCGAAAGCGAAAAGCUGGAAGUGGGACGCUUCUAGUUGGGGCGACACCCACCAAAGUAUCAUCAUAGAAUUCUCUUGAUGGUCGUCGUAUUUACCAGGUUGCGCCCUGCAUUCACGUUGGAGACAACACGAAUUUCAUUUGGAUAUCUGUGAUUGUCGUGUUGUUUUUCCUGAACGGAUCUUUUGGUAUUCCCUUGUAAGGUGAUUCCGCAUUGCAGGGAUUAUCCGAUGUAACUUACAUUGCAAUUGCCUUAUCGGUAUGUAUACAUUAGAAGCUUUGGACAAACAAGCGCAUCUGCAUAUGUACUCCACCACUUGCCUCCCAAUUUCGUCUUUCGUCGGUCGGCUGUUGGGUACGUGUAUUUGACUCGGCAUGAUCGACUGACCAACAAUCUGGGUGGAAUACAGCAUCUUUUGCAUUACAAGACUAGGACCUUUC